AUGACAAAAACAACAAAAACUGGAAAAGCUUUUAUUUGUUUUCCUUCAAGAAGAUCAGUAGUUUAUACCGCUGCCUUAAACGUUACUGAACCAGCAUCGACGGGAAUCGGAGGAGAUUGUUUCUGUCUCUUUUAUGAUGCCAAGAAUAAGAAAGUUAACGCAUUAAAUGGAUCUGGAAGAUCUCCCGCAAAAUUGACAUUAGAAUAUGUUCAUAAUACUUUGGGAAUUAAUCAAAAUAAUAUACCAUUCAAUAAUAUUAAUGCUGCUACAGUUCCAGGAGCAGCCGCGGCUUGGGUUGAUACAAUUAAUAAUUUUGGUAGUGGUAAAUUAAAUUUAUCCGAAAUUUUACAACCAGCCAUUGAUUUAGCAGAAAAUGGUUUUCCGGUUUCUGAAAUAAGUGCAUGGAUGUGGAAAAAAGGAGAAGAUCUUCUCAUGGCUUCACCAAAUGGAGGUGACAUGUUAAUUAAUGGUCAUGCACCAAAAACUGGUGAAAUCAUGCUUCAAUCUAAAGGUGGAGUUAUGUCUUUGGAUGAUUUGGCUGCACAUACUACAUCACGUGUGGAUCCCAUAAGUAUUGAUUAUAAAGGUUUCACUAUUUGGGAAUGUCCUCCGAAUGGACAAGGAAUAACGGCACUUAUGACAUUAGGGAUUCUUGAAUCCCUUCAAGAAAGUGGAAAGAUUAAAGAUCUUAGUAAAAUGCAACAUAAUUCUGUAGAAUAUUUACAUGCGAUAAUUGAAAGUUUACGGUUGGCAUUUGAAGAUACUAAAUAUUAUGUUUGUGAUCCAAAAGAUUAUCAUAUUCCUGUGAAAGAACUUUUAUCCAAAAAAUAUCUUGCCAAGCGAGCUCAAUUAUUUGAUUCUGCCAAGGCAACAGUUGAUAUUGAAAAGGGAUCACCUGAUAAUUCGAGUGAUACUGUUUAUUUUUCGGUUGUUGAUGAUGAAGGAAAUGCAUGCAGUUAUAUUAAUUCCAUUUUUCAUGGAUUUGGAACUGCAGCAGUUCCUGAAGAUUGUGGAUUUAUUCUUCAUUGUCGUGGUGCAAGUUUUGUUUUGAAGAAGGGACAUCCAAAUUGUUUAAAACCUAACAAAAGACCUUAUCAUACUAUUAUUCCUUCUAUUGUUACUAAAAAUGAUGAAUUAUGGUUAAGUUUUGGUGGGCAUAAUAUAGUAACAAUUAAAGAAUGGGAUAGAGAAAAAUUUGGAAGAGGUCAAGUUAUUCAAAGAAUAAUUGAUGAAAAUACUGGAAUUAGAGUUUGGUGUGGUGGUAGUGAUCCUAGAGGUGAUGGUCAAGUAAUUGGUUGGUAA
Molecule: messenger RNA, 1302 nt
Organism: Diversispora eburnea
Lineage: Eukaryota; Fungi; Glomeromycota; Glomeromycetes; Diversisporales; Diversisporaceae
Source: the annotation of a GenBank genome assembly